AUGGACGGCUCUGACUCGGACACCAAUCCCUCCGACACGUCGACGUUCGACUUCGAUCAGCAUGGCCCUAAUCCCACGAGCAACUCCGAGGCCGCAUCCUACGCAACCAUGCUGGUCCAGGCACCCGAGGACACACAUAAGCUCCAGAAAAUGAGCCUGGAACUCGCCUCUACAAGGAUGAAAGUCAUGAAACUCGAGGCUGCUGAUCAGACCAAGGAGGCUGUGAUUCAGAAGCUCAAGACCGCCCUUGAGGAGGAGAGAAAGAGGACAACAACAGUCCAAGAUGAGGCGCUCCGCCAAGAGAAAGAAACCAUUCGGAGGCUGAGGGAAGAAUAUGGAAGAGCAGUGGAGGAAGAGGACAAGGAAGAGCACAUCAACUCAAUCAUAACUGCUCUGAAAUUGGAGGUCGCGGGGCUGAGAAGGUCCCUAGACUUGACUGGAAAGCAUCGAGACGAGGCUAUGAGCAAGAACCUUGACCUUCAGCAGCAGAACAAGAUUCUCAGGUGGGCUUUGGCGGAGCACAAGCGCAAGAUCGAAAAGUUGGAGAACGCAGAGAACAAGAUUGCCCGUAUCGAGACGAUUUUCAAGGCAUCGUUCAAGAAUGCCGGCACGUCACUCAUAUGUAUCAACGGUAUUUAUGACUUGGAAGGAUCACUCCAGCUGUUGCUCGACCGCGACAGAUCCAGGGCCAAGGAACUUGACCACACCAAGAAGCAAUUGCUUGAAGCCAGAAAUGUCAAACCAUACGGAGGAGGCGAUCGCAAGAGACUAGGAAAGUGGUGGUGA
Messenger RNA from Neurospora tetraspora, 786 nucleotides. RefSeq lists its product as uncharacterized. Lineage: Eukaryota; Fungi; Ascomycota; Sordariomycetes; Sordariales; Sordariaceae. The coding region runs from base 1 to 786 and encodes 261 amino acids. The transcript has 2 exons. The record is from RefSeq and is a predicted model, not a curated record.